AACUAUAGUGAACCGGUGAAAGGCGAGAAUUCUUCCCGAGGAAUUUUCUCAAAAUCACUUCAUUCUCCCCAUUCAUUCGCGAUUAUUAGCAAAUAUCUCCGCCAUCGAUCCGCUGUUUAGCGUCAACCGUGUCAUGGAUGUUUCUCGUGCAAUUUGUUGUGCUCCACUGCGAAUAAUCUGUUAAAUAUCAAUUCACAUCGACUGAGUCUACCAAACGGCAAUGAGCAUGAGGGCAACAAGUGGUCGAGAAGCUCGAGAGUACAUCACGAAGAGAAUAUGCAUAAGUUUCGUAUUCAGUAUUGGAUUUUUCACCCUCAUUGCAGGAUUUCUGCUCGGCAAAUUCACCACAGAUCGCCAAUACUACAUAAAACGUUUACGAGAAGCAGAUGUUUCGGCUGUAAAGGAGCUCGAGCACACUGUGGAAGAUUUCUAUGCCACAGCCAAGAACAUCACGGCCUAUCAGUCGACGAUGCUCCAACCCAACACGAAUGCAAGACUCUGGGAAGUGUACACGAAGUGCGGCUGUUCGCUGCAGAAGAAUGUGGAUUUUGACGAGAAAGUGGAUGAUUUUAUGGAGCAUCUCAUCAAUGCACAUCUCAAGAGCUUCACCAGCUGUCUCAAGACACUAGAUGGGCUUUUGCACACAAUUGACGACUGAUGUAUCACAAAUCACAACUAUUGAAUACAACUUUUCCAUUAAAACGAUAAA
Molecule: messenger RNA, 709 nt
Organism: Phlebotomus argentipes
Lineage: Eukaryota; Metazoa; Arthropoda; Insecta; Diptera; Psychodidae
Exons: 3
Coding region: 221-658 (145 amino acids)
Source: RefSeq, a predicted model, not a curated record